AAUUGCGCCUGUGCAAAAUGAAUUUCGCUGACGUGUAGGGGCAACUAGGAUUGAUGUGUCGCGCACUUUUUGGUGCCGAAUUGUUUGGAUACGAGGACGUGACCUGUGAAGAGAAGAGCUCUGCAGAUGAUCCGGCUCAUGGUCAAAAACCUCCUGAACAUCUGGGUCAGGAAAAAGAUGAGUGUGGAAGUGGAAAGAAAAUUUGUGUGCAAUGCUGACACUCUGAAAACUCUGGAGGAGAUCGGGGUGUGUGUUGGUCAACACCAGUUUUGUGACCAGUACUUUGACACCUCAAAGUUUGACUUGACUUUGAAAGACAUUUGGCUGCGUAAACGUACAGGAUGCUGCGAGCUCAAGUGCCCAGUGGCAGUCAACGGGACAGAAGAGAAGUCUGGAGAACAAUCUAAAGCGGCAGCACUGUGUUCCCGCUACAAGGAGAUAACCAAUCUGCCUGAAAUUCAGCUGAGAGUGAAAGAGGUCAUUAAAGCUGUUUGUGAGGAUGGAGAGACAGAGACAAGCCCCCCACAGGAGGAUGAGUCUUGGCUGAGCAAAAUGAAUCUGAUGUGCUUCGCAGAAUAUACAACAGUGCGGCGGUCAUUCACUUUAGAGGAGGAGGGGGUGAAGAUAGAUCUCGACCAAGCUGACUUUGGCUACCAUGUGGGAGAGAUAGAGGUCCUGGUUCCAGAGGGAGGAGAUAUGCAGUCUGCCUUGGGGAAGAUUGAAAGAACGGCUAGGAAACUGGGUCUGACUGGAGAUCAGCAAGUUGAAGGAAAAAUGCAUGUUUACCUUAAAAAAAAAAACCCAGAACACUAUGCAAAGCUACUGAGUGCACUUGUUUUGUAAGACAUAUUAUACAUGAUCUCUAACUGUUAGGAUUAAAGCUGGGGUAGGCAGAAUGUUUUCUCUCCAUCUCUGAAAUUCUUUGCCAAUAUUAACAUGAGUUUUAUUUUGUUUAUUGUCAGACUCUUUUUGAUAAGUUUAUCAUCCUGAUGGGUUGCUUUGCAGUGUUUGCAGUUGUUGCCAAUGCUGAAAUAGCAUCUUUCUCUGCAGGAGGAUUCUCCGUCAUUGAAACAGGGUUUCACCAAAGGGAUGUGCAUAGCACACUCAUCUACAUUUGUAAACAGCAGAAAGGAACGCCCUCUCUCUGACAGACAGUUGAGCUAUCCAAUCAUUCAUUCAACCCAAAUGAAAUGAUUGGAUGGCCAUAUUACAAGCCUGCGACUUUUUCUUUUUUUUCUCAUUUCAUUUAUUGAUUGCUGUCGGGAUGUAAAGAGAGUUUUAAAGAAUGUGAAAAAAAGCUUCUAAAAUAAGUUGCUUUUAAGAUGUACAUAAUCAUAUCUACAAUACUGAGGUAUUGUUUAUUAGAAUCCUAAUUUUAUUAAAAUUUAGAAAAUUUAAAAAGACUAAUUCACUGACUUCACACUGUAUUCACUGCACAGACCUGAAUCUCUCAAGACAUUCCCUGAAUUAGUUAGCCUACUUUAGAAAACAGCAAUAGGCCCUUAGAAUUUACACUUGCAGGAUGCUCAACGGCUGCGUCCUAUACAUAUGGGGCGAGUGAGAUGAAGUGUGAAUACUGGAAGUAAAUUGGGUACCAUACUCUAAGUUAACUAUUACUGAUGAUUGUUUGUUGUGUGUUGUAUUAAAAAGACGAUGAUUAAACAUCUUAGACACUC
Messenger RNA from Epinephelus moara (kelp grouper), 1676 nucleotides. It is a transcript of the gene thtpa, whose product is annotated as thiamine triphosphatase. Bases 127 to 843 code for a protein of 238 amino acids. Gene Ontology annotation, biological process: thiamine diphosphate metabolic process; dephosphorylation. Gene Ontology annotation, molecular function: thiamine triphosphate phosphatase activity; magnesium ion binding. Lineage: Eukaryota; Metazoa; Chordata; Actinopteri; Perciformes; Serranidae. The record is from RefSeq and is a predicted model, not a curated record. The transcript has 5 exons.